Trachemys scripta elegans is the source of this 2059-nucleotide messenger RNA. It is a transcript of the gene RCN2, whose product is annotated as reticulocalbin 2. The record is from RefSeq and is a predicted model, not a curated record. Gene Ontology annotation, cellular component: endoplasmic reticulum. The transcript is spliced from 9 exons. Lineage: Eukaryota; Metazoa; Chordata; Testudines; Emydidae. Bases 317 to 1351 code for a protein of 344 amino acids. Gene Ontology annotation, molecular function: calcium ion binding.
GGGUUCCAGCUGCCCUCUGAACAAGACUAAUCACGUUUACCAGACACCAGUGGUAGAUAUUUACAUACCAUUUUUGCAACUGGAUAAAUUAUUUUUUCCAAGCCCAAACAACCGAGGGAAGUUCGCUUCACGAGGCUGCUCGCAGCCGGUGCGGGGCGCUGUGUCCGGCUCUGCAGCCACGUCUCCGCAGAGCGAGCCGCCAACCGGGUGGCCCCCACCAGCCUUCUGGUCCCAGCUUGUCGAGCCAGCCAGACUGGGCGGACAGCUGCAGCGCCGCCGCCAGCUCCGCUCCUCCUUCGGCGGGGCCGCGGGCGCGAUGCGGCCCCCGCCGCUGCUGUGGCUGGGCCUGGUGCUCGGAGUGCUGGGCGCUGCGUGUGGGGGACCCAGCGACCAGCACUACGUCGACGGCGAGCACCGGGCCGACUACGACCGGGAGGCGCUGCUCGGAGGCCAGGAUGAAGCGGAGGAAUAUACUAAACUCAGUCCAGAGGAACAGCAAAAGAGACUGAAGGCCAUCAUAAAGAAAAUUGACUUGGACUCCAAUGGAUUCCUUACUGAUGAUGAACUAAGUUCAUGGAUCCAGCAAUCGUUUAAGCAUUAUGUUACGCAAGAGGCUAAACAACAGUUUGGUGAAUAUGAUAAAGAUGGUGAUGGAUUAGUAUCUUGGGAGGAGUACAACAUUCAAAUGUAUGAUCGUCUAAUUGACUUUGAUGAGAAUACUGUCCUGGAAGAUCAAGAAGAAGAAUCAUUUAGACAGGAUGGAAACGUACUGGAUCAGACCAAUGACCCAUCUAGUCGCUAUCCUCUCUCUGAUGGUCGCCAGUACCAGCUGCUUCAGAGGAAGCUUCAUUUAAAGGACAAGAAGCGGUUUGAAAAAGCCAAUAGAGAUGAAGUUCCUGGUCUGAAUCUGAAUGAAUUUAUUGCUUUUGAGCAUCCCGAAGAAGCUGAGUAUAUGACGGAAUUUGUCAUUCAGGAGGCUUUAGAAGAACAUGAUAAAAAUGGUGAUGGACUUGUGAGCCUGGAAGAGUUCCUUGGUGACUACAGAAGAGAUCCAACUGCAAAUGAAGAUCCAGAAUGGAUACUUGUCGAGAAGGAUCGAUUUGUGAAUGAUUAUGACAAGGAUAAUGAUGGAAAACUCAACCCUCAAGAACUGCUGACAUGGGUAGUACCUAAUAAUCAGGGUAUUGCACAAGAGGAGGCUCUUCAUCUGAUUGAAGAAAUGGAUUUGAAUGAUGAUAAAAAGCUCUCUGAGGCAGAGAUUCUUGAGAACCAGGAUUUGUUCCUUACAAGUGAAGCAACAGAUUAUGGCAGGCAGCUCCAUGAUGAACGUUUCUACCAUCAAGAACUUUAGUUUACUCAUUUGUGAUCUUGCUGCCUCUGUGUUCCUAAACUGGAGUUUUUCUUUAGGGUACUCAAAUUUAUAAGCUGCAUUGUAAGUUUUACUUUGUGUGAUUUAUAAAAUACUAGUGUUUGUGUAAGUAUUUUGCAUUCUAAAUUUAAUUACUUAAGUACUUUUGCAAGUUUCCAUAGGCCUUUUCAGCCUUCAGAACUAAUCUGAAAUAUUUAGUAUUCCUCGAAUUGCAGCAUUAACAUUUUUGGCAUCUGAAAAAGUAAACAUUCUUAAAUAAUCUAUAUGUUUAGUACUGUAUUGUGAAAUGAGUUGUACUACCGUACUUGAAGAGUCUUAAUGAUUCUGAAAAAAGGCAAAAUGUGUGAGAUAAGCAAAAAUUACUAAUAAUUUAUUUAGGUGGUUAAUGUUUUUCAGAAGUUAUGGUGGGGAGUGGGAGAGUAGCAAUGUUUAGGUUCACUAUUAAAGAUGUUUUAUUUAAUACCCUUGGAGGAACAUUCAAAAGGAUUAAUACCUCAAUUGUUCAAGAGGUUUCUGCUUAUUUUUAAAUGAUUUCUAUAGCGGGUUAAUUGUAUGAUAUAAAACCUUAUAUUUUUGCAUCUGUACAGAUAGUAAUUAUUUUUAAUGUAUAAUUCUACAUCAUUAGAGGUACAUGUGGUAUUUCAGUGUCAGAACCCUCUUCAUUUGUCAGAUUAAAACAGUUAAACGCUC